Molecule: messenger RNA, 3075 nt
Organism: Lutra lutra (Eurasian river otter)
Lineage: Eukaryota; Metazoa; Chordata; Mammalia; Carnivora; Mustelidae
Product: myomegalin-like
Source: RefSeq, a predicted model, not a curated record
AUGUUUCAAAAGACAAAGUUGUUAUAUAGCCAGGCUGGCAGUACAGGAAAUAGUUCAGGCUUUCUGGUAAUAGGUGCAACUUCAGGGGAUGAUACUGAAGACACUAGCGCCGAGUUCACAGACAGCAUCGAGGAGGAAGCUGCACCCAGUAGCCAGCAACUCAUCAAGGUGGCCUUGGAGAAAAGCCUAGCAGCUGUGCAGACCCAGAAUGUAUUUCUUCCCCCUCCUUCCUCAGCAGGAGGGAACAAUAACAGAGGUCUUCAGGAGGAAAUGCUCCACCUGAGGGCCGAGAUCCACCAACACUUAGAGGAGAAGAGGAGAGCUGAGGGGGAACUGAAAGAGCUAAAGGCUCAAAUUGAGGAAGCAGGAUUCUCCUCUGUGGCCCACAUCAGGAACACCAUGCUGAGCCUUUGCCUUGAGAAUGUAGAGCUGAAAGAGCAGAUGGGUGAAGCAAUGUCUGAUGGAUGGGAGAUCGAGGAAGACAAGGAGAAGGGCGAGGUGGCAGUGAAAACUGUGGUAGCCAGAGGGGGUCUGAAUGAGAAUAGCCUUCAGGCUGAAUUCAGAAAGCUCCAUGGAAAACUGAAGAAUGCCCACAACAUCAUCAGCAUCCUCAAAGAACAGCUCCUGCUGAGCAGCAAGGACAGGAAUAGUAAGCUUAGCCUAGAGCUCCUUGCAUGCCUGGCCCGGGAGAUCAACAGAAUGAACACAGAGCUGUUCUGUUCUCCUGAGAAGCUCCAAUGCCAGGAAAAGGAGUGCAUGACCAUAAGGCCCUGCCCCAGACCCCAGAGUCUUGACCUUGAGGCUGCCUCACCAUGGAUGCUGGAUAACUGGCCCCAGGCCCAAGACCCUGGGACCCCAUCAGAAUUUAGCCUUCCUGGAUCCACCAAGCACCUGCGCUCCCAGCUGGCCCAGUACAGACAACGCUACCAGGACCUCCAGGAGAAGCUGCUGAUAUCAGAAGCCACGGUCUUUGCCCAGGCCAACCAGAUGGAGAAAUACAGAGUCAUGCUUACACGUGAAUCCUUGGUGAAGCAGGACAGCAAGCAGGUGCAGGUGGACCUCCAGGAUCUGGGCUAUGAGACCUGCGGCCGAAGUGAGAAUGAAGCUGAGCAGGAAGAGAGUACCAGUCCCUAGUGUGAGGAGUACGACAGCCUCAGGGAAACAGCCCUGAUGGAGUGGUGCCUGGGCUCCUCAGCAGCUAGCCCCCCAGGAAAGAAGCCCUUGAAGAGCCCUGAAGGGAAACAGGAGGAGUUCCGUGCAUACAGAAAGUUGGAAGACAUCCCUCUCCUGCAGAAGGACAUCGAAGACCUGAAGGCCCAGCUGCAGAAUGCCAACAAGAUCAUCCAGAACCUCAAGAGCCAGAUCCGGUCCCUCUCAGUUACAAGUGAUUAUUCAUCUAGUCUGGAGACACUGCGAAAGCUGAAGGCCGUUGACGCCCUCGAGGGAUCUUCACCUCACAGUGUCACUGAAAAGGAUGAGGGGUGGCUGUCUGAUGGCACUGGGGCUUACUACCCCCCAGGGAUUCAGGUUAAAAAGGAUCUGGGGAGUCUGAUUCAGAGAGUGUCCCAGCUAGAGGCGCAGCUCCUGAAAACUGGAGUAGAAGGGAAGCUGGCAGAGGAACUGAGAUCAGCCUCCUGGCCUGGGAAAUAUGAUUCCCUGAUUCAGGAUCAGGCCCGAGAGCUGUCUACCUACACCAGAAGAUACAAAAGGGAGAGGCAUCUGUUACCUUCUCACCCAGCAUGCAAAAGAUACGUAAAAUCUUUUGAGGACCUUCUUAGGAGAAAUGACAUUGACAACUACCUGGGGCAGAGCUUCCGAGAGCAACUUGCCCAGGGAAGCCAGUUGACAGAGAGGCUUACCAGCAAACUCAGCACCAAGGAUCAUAAAAGUGAGAAAGAUCAAGCUGGACUUGAACCACUGGCCCUCAGGCUCAGCAGAGAACUGCUGGAGAAGGAGAGAGUGAUUGAGGUCCAGCAGGCCAAGCUAGAUACCCGGUCCCUCACACUCUCCAGCAGCCAUGCCUUGUCGGACUCCCAGCACUCUCCCAGCAGCUCCUCCUUCCUGUCUGAUGAGCUGGAAGCCUGUUCUGACAUGGAUGUAGCCAGCGAGUACACACACUACGAAGAGAAGAAGGCUCUGCGUGGUCACUCAGAUUCCAUCCAUCAUUUGAGUCAUUCCACUGUACUGUCUUCUAAGCCAUCAGCAACCAGUGCACCUCCGGGGGUUAAGGCUGAACCAAGCAGCAACCCCAUCAGGUUGCCAGCUCCCUAGAACCCCCCCCAGAAAGGCAGUCAGGCCCAUCCAGGCCUUCACUUUCCCUCCAUACCCAUGCUGGUUAGCCUUCCCCAGGCACCACUGCCCUCAGCAGCACCCAGUUUCCUGCCUUUCAGCCCCACUGGCCCUCCCUUCGUUGGCUGCUGUGAGACCCCCAUGGUCUCCUUGGCAGAGGCUCAGCAGGAGGUACAGAUGCUGCAGAAACAACUGGGAGAAAGUGUCAGCACCAUCCAUCCUGCUUCCCCAGCUGCACUGCCAAGCAAUCAUUUAGAAGCCAGCUCUUCUCACUAUCUCAACCCUGCCCAGCCCCACUCUCCACUGAGGGGCGGCCCAGAACUGGGCAAAAUCCUGGAGCCCGGCUAUCUGGGCAAGGGCAGCCAGUGGGAUGUGAUGAGGCCUCAGAAAGGAAGUGUAUCAGGCGACCUGUCCUCAGGAUCCUCUGUGUGUCAGCUUAACUCCAAACCCACAGGGGCUGACCUUCUGGAGGAACAUCUCAGAGAGAUCCGGAACCUGCGCCAGCGCCUGGAGGAGUCCAUCUGCAUCAACGACCCGCUGCGGGAGCAGCUUGAACACUGGCUCAGCUGUGCAGCCUGUGGGAGCGGAUCUACCUCCAAUUUCUACAUCCCCAGCCUGGAACCCACACCUCAGCUCUACAACAAGAACAGAGUCCUUAAGGAAGAAAACUGGAGCCUUCAGACUCAGCUGAGUCGUGUUUCUAGAGAGCAGGAAGAUGUGAGGGAAGAGGUCACUGAUGGGGAAGUAACGAGACGUCACAGAGAAGAGAGAAGACAUAACUGCUAA